AAGGUGUGACGUCAUUGGCUGCCCAGAGCGCAGCUUCAGUGCGGUACUUCCGGGUCGGUGAUAUACUGAUUGAGGGCUGCGACUGUACCGGAACCAGCUUACCGACACCGAGUCCGAUACUGCCGGAAAAUGAACAGGCUAUUCGGGAAGUCGAAACCUAAAGUGCCCCCACCGAACCUGACAGACGUCAUCGGCACUGUCGAUAGCAGAGCAGAAUCAAUUGACAAAAAAAUAUCAAGGCUUGAUGCAGAACUUGUGAAGUACAAAGAUCAAAUGAAGAAGAUGAGGGAUGGACCAUCUAAGAACAUGGUCAAGCAAAAAGCAAUGAGAGUGUUAAAACAGAAAAGAAUGUAUGAACAACAGAGAGAUAAUCUUAACCAGCAGUCGUUUAACAUGGAGCAAGCAAACUAUACCAUACAGACACUAAAAGACACAAAAACCACGGUAGAUGCAAUGAAGAUUGGUGCUAAAGAAAUGAAGAAAGCUUACAAACAAGUUAAAAUUGAUCAAAUUGAGGAUUUGCAAGAUCAGUUAGAAGAUAUGAUGGAAGAUGCAAGUGAAAUCCAGGAAGCACUUAGCCGUAGCUACGGAACACCAGAAAUUGAUGAAGAUGACCUUGAGGCUGAGCUUGAUGCACUAGGAGAUGAGCUGUUGGCGGAUGAUGACAGCUCCUAUUUAGAUGAAGCCGCUUCAGCACCAGCCAUUCCAGAAGGUGUACCCAGUGACUCGAAAAACAAGGAUGGUGUGUUGGUGGAUGAAUUCGGACUUCCACAGAUUCCUGCUACAUAAAGGCACAUUUUCAAUUGCUGGAGUCUACGUAUUCUGUUUUUUCCCCCCUUUAAAUUUAUUUAACAAAUGUCCCUUUUGAAUAAUCUACAUAAACAAAAAAUCUAAACCCUGAAUUCCAUUUUUUAACUCCGCGUGAGUCACUACAUUCUGAUAUGUUGUCCUGGGGUGAAUUAUUUUGUGUAACUUUUUGGAGCAGAUUUCUAUACCUCUUAACCAUGGGCUUUACAUCUGGCUGCAGGAGAUGUUACCACCAGUGCAUGUUUGCAUAGAAAAUUGUUGCUGGACAUCAAUGUAGUGCCUUCUCUUUAUGAUAAGGGGCCUCUCAGACUUGCACCCUUAUUAAUGUUAUGGUGAGUCCAACAAGGUUCACCACAUCUCUCACAUCUGUUCAAGAUGGUAAUGCCAAACUAUGCCAUCCAAUCUUCAGGUCAUCCGUCUCCUCAUCAUUAAUGUUAUGGACUUACAAUUAACAUUACUGGCUUUCAGCAAUGAAAAAUACAUCUGAUCAGUUGGUUACAUGUCGUAGACUUUUUGCAAUCCAUGUACAAUAAAUAUUAAAGAUCAAAAGUAAAUUUUCAAUCAACAUUAGUAAUUGAAAUGAUUUGCUUAUUUUCCUGCUUCUUUAAACUAGAAUCCAUGGCUGUACGAUACUGCUGUAUAUUUUUUUUUUAUCCUGGCUUCUUAUUUGAUACAAUUCCUUUUUUUUAAAGUCAUCCUGUACUUGGGGGUAUAGAGAUGCUCCAAAGAUUCACUGCUUGUACCUUGUUAAAAGGUGUAACUGUCAAUAAAGAGUGAAAUAUUA
Messenger RNA from Pelobates fuscus (common spadefoot toad), 1591 nucleotides. It is a transcript of the gene CHMP5, whose product is annotated as charged multivesicular body protein 5. Gene Ontology annotation, cellular component: multivesicular body. The coding region runs from base 130 to 789 and encodes 219 amino acids. The record is from RefSeq and is a predicted model, not a curated record. Gene Ontology annotation, biological process: vesicle budding from membrane; late endosome to vacuole transport via multivesicular body sorting pathway. Lineage: Eukaryota; Metazoa; Chordata; Amphibia; Anura; Pelobatidae. The transcript has 8 exons.